AUGAAAAGCAAGAGGAAAGACAACCUCAGCGACGCGGAUCUCGCGUACAAGGAGGAGCUCGACACGCUCGUGCGUCAGCUCAUCGAAUCGCGACUCGAGGAUGCCGCCGCGCAGCCGAUCCUCCAGCUGCUGGUGGAGCACGCCACCAGGAGUGGCGGGAACAUCACCUCGGUGCCCAAGGCGCUGCAGUUCCUCAUCGAGCACAAGGCCGCGCUGUACGACCUCUACAGCGCCCACAUGAGCGGAACUGGGGACGACAGCUACUCGGUGGUUCUCCUGCUCGAGCUCAUGAGCUUCCUCGACGCCAUCGCCACGCCGGACGAUGCCACGGAGGACCAGAAGAAGCCAGCGAAGGAGGCAGACAAGUUCAAGCUCAUGCUGUACAAGGUGGAGGCGGUUAUGGCGGCCAGGCGCAUGCUGGCUAAUCCAGCGACGCCCGCGGAGGUGCGCGAGAAAAUCGCCAGCCGCAAAAUACAGGACUGGGGAAACGAGUACCUGACCUCGCUGUCCACCCAGAUCGUCGCCUUCUUCAACCUGCCGGAGACGCGGGACGUGUACGACUCGCUGCCGCGCUCGUCCGACCAGAUGGACGUUGUGGCUGCGGAAAAGCAGUCGGUGUUGCAAAAGUUCGACACCGCGUUGCUCAUUCCAGAGACGCUCAAAUUCGCCGAGGAGAUCACGGAUUACUUCUUCCAAAACGGGUUCGAGUACGACGCCAUCGACCUGCUGCUGGAGGUCGACCUCAUCGAGUCGAUCCGCAGAAAGUGCGGAAACGACCACGACCUCAUCACCAGGGUCACCUCGUACAUCAUCUCCAUAUCGGCCUUCGGCGCGACAUACGUCGAAACCAGACGCAUGCUCGUCGUCGCGUACGAAAUGCUCUUGGAAGCGGGGCGCUCGGCGGAGGCGCUGCGCAUAGCGCUGAAGCUGGACGACCAGGAGAAGGUGAGGGAUGUCAUAUUCGGCUGCACCAACGCAGCCACGCGCCGCCAGCUGGCGUACAUAUGCGCCAGCCACGGCAAGUACCUCAGCCUCGCCGAAAAAGGCGGCGCUGAGUCCGUGCUCACGCCUGAGGACCUCGACGAAAUCAGGGGCAUAUCCUCAGGCGAGCAUCUGAGCGGCUUCUUCCUGAUAUUGGCGACGGAGCUGGAUGUCAUCGAGCCAAAGGCGCCGCAGGACAUAUUCAGGUCGUACCCAGCCACAAAGCUCAACGCAAACUUCAACAUCACCGACGGCAGGCUCUCGAAGAACAUGGCGUUCGACUCGGCACUCGGCAACCUCUCGCACACGUUCGUAAACGCCUUCGUAAACUGCGGCUUUGGAACUGACAUGCUUAUAAACGUGCCGGAUUCGGAUUGGGUCUUCCACCACUUCGAAUACGGACUCCUGUGCGCGGCGGCGUCCGUGGGACUCAUCAGCCUCUGGAACGUCGAGGAAGGGCUCUCGAAGGUCGACAAGUACGAGUACAGCUCCAACCCAUACGUUAAGGCGGGGUCGUACGCGGCGUACGGCAUUUCCAGCUGCAAUGUCGUACCGGAGUCAGACCCCUUGUCCGGGCUCCUGCUCGACAAGCUGGAGACCCCAGACAAAACGCUCUGUUUGGGCGCAGUGCUCGGCGUCGCGUUCGGAUACGCGGGCACGCAGCGGGAGAGCCUGCUGGAGUACCUGGUGCCGAUCGUCGUGUCGGACGAAACGCAGUACCCACACGAGUGCAGCGCCAUGGCCGCCGUGGCCCUGGGGCUCAUAUUCGUCGGCUCGGGGAGGCAGGAGGCCUCCGAGGCCAUCGUGCAGAAGCUGCUAGACCUGCCAGACAAUACCAUGGACAUGCCUGCCAAGUGCCAAUUCGCGUGCGCGCUAGGUAUCCUGCAGCUGGGUAGGAUGGACGCGUCCGAGGUUGUCAUCGAAGCACUCAAGGCGGUUGAAGGCGAGCAUGGCCGCAUCGCAGAACUGAUGGUGGAAGCCUGCGCCUACGCGGGCUCAGGCGACGUCAUCAGGAUCCAGCAGUUCCUCAAAUGCUGCGCCUCGGCGGAAAACGAACCCAAAGCGAAGGAGGCAAAGCAAGACGCGGAUGACGCCAUGGAAGUGGAUAUCCCGCCGAAGUCGCCCAAACAGUCGGCGAUAGAUGCGGCGGUGUCCGCGGUGAAAAAUGCAUCGGAAACGGGAGGCCAUGACACCAAGAAGGAGGUCAAACCCGCGAGAGUGGGAUUCAAACUCGAUGACGACACCUCCAGUGCCAAGCGCAGCGUAGUGAACCAGUCCUCCGUGGCCAUACUGGGCAUCGCGCUGACGGCGCUGGGCGACUCGGUGGGGUGCGCCAUGCUGCUCAGGCUCUUCGAGCACCCGCUGGCGUUCGGCAGCCCGUGUGAGCGCCGCGCAGUCCCGCUCGCACUGGCACUGGCGUACGCCUCGAACCCCAGCCCGCAGGUCAUCGACGCCUUGUCGAAGCUCACGCACGACGUCGACUACUACGUCAGCAUGCACGCCAUAUUCGCACUCGGAAUCGUGGGCGCGGGCACGAACAACGCCCGCAUCGCGAUAAAGCUGCAAAAUCUCGCCAGGAGCCACACGAGGGACACCACCGUCACAUUUAUCAUCAGAAUCGCAGCCGGACUCCUCCACAUGGGGAAGGGCACCACCACAAUAUCACCGCUACACUCGGAGGGGCUGCUGCUCCGCAAGACGGCGCUGGCGGGGCUCCUCGUCACCAUGACGGCGGCGCUCGACAUGAAGAACACCUUCACGCACUCCAUGCCGUUCACGCUGCUCUUCGUGGCGCCCGCCAUCAGGCCGCGGUGGAUGCUGACGCUGCUGCCCAACCUCGAGCACGUGCAGGUACCCUGCCGCGUCGGGAACAUGGUCGAGACCACCGGGACGGUGGGCAAGCAGCGCCGCAUCUCGGGAUUCCAGACGCACCAGACGCCGGUGCUGGUCGGAGCCUCGGAGCGCGCCGAGCUGGCGACCGAGGAGUACGUGCCGUGCACCACAGUACUCGAAGGCAUCGUCAUCGUCGAAAAGAAUGACAACGUGACGAUGGACUGA
Molecule: messenger RNA, 3039 nt
Organism: Babesia bigemina
Lineage: Eukaryota; Apicomplexa; Aconoidasida; Piroplasmida; Babesiidae
Product: proteasome 26S regulatory subunit, putative
Exons: 1
Coding region: 1-3039 (1012 amino acids)
Biological process (GO): regulation of protein catabolic process; proteasome-mediated ubiquitin-dependent protein catabolic process
Cellular component (GO): proteasome storage granule; nucleus; proteasome complex
Molecular function (GO): enzyme regulator activity
Source: RefSeq, a predicted model, not a curated record